Messenger RNA from Drosophila albomicans, 4989 nucleotides. RefSeq lists its product as uncharacterized. NCBI's taxonomy places the organism in Eukaryota, Metazoa, Arthropoda, Insecta, Diptera, Drosophilidae. The record is from RefSeq and is a predicted model, not a curated record. Gene Ontology annotation, biological process: DNA integration. The transcript is spliced from 4 exons. The coding region runs from base 1 to 4989 and encodes 1662 amino acids. Gene Ontology annotation, molecular function: nucleic acid binding.
AUGUCCAAGAGCCAAAAGAGCGAAAAGGACUCAAAACACUCGUUAAAGCUUCCGACCACAGCUCGUCGCCUGUCGUCCGCUUCGCCCGCUCCUUCGGGGUCCAAAUCCGCCACCCCUGCCGCUCAACACCGAGUAAAAGUCGAUCGUCCGUCGCCGUCUGCUUCCGCAAAGACUCCGCCGUUGCGUACAUCUUCGACUGCUCCACGUAGUCAGGCAACUACCCGUUCCGUCCAAGCUAAACUUAGCGAAACCCGUGCGAUGGCUCUCAGCAACUUCGUCAGUGUCUCCGACAGACUGGUGCACUUUGAGAGUCGGGUCAGAGGGCCUGUAGCCGAAGACGACAAUGUACACACGUACGAGAUCCGUCGUGACCGGCUGCAAGCCCUCUGGGACAAUGUCGAAGCCGCCUAUUCCACAUGCGCUGAUGCACUGCAUCGAGACGGCGACAGUGAAGGCACACAGGCCAUGGAGGCGAAAUACGAUCACUGCUAUGCAGUGUAUGAGCGGUGUCUCGCCCGUGUUAAGGGGCAAAUUACCCAAGUUUACGGGUCCAGCAGGAGUAAAGCAUCCGUUCCUCCUGUAUACUCCAGUGGCUGCCGGCUCCCUCCAGUCGACACCGAAGUGUUCCGUGGGGAUUACUUGCGGUGGCCGACCUUCCGUGACCUUUUCACGGCCAUCUAUGUCAACAAUCCAAGGUUGACUCCGGUUGAGAAACUUUUCCAUUUGAAUUCGAAGAUCGCAGAUGAGGCCAAUGAAAUCGUAGCCAAAUUUCCGCUGACAAACGAUGGUUUCGCGUCGGCUUGGGGUGCUCUCUGCGAACGAUUUGAAAACAAGCGCUUUUUAAUAACAAGCCAGUUAAAAAUCCUGUUCAACCUGUCCACGGUUACCCAAGAGUCGGGAGCAGCAAUCAAGGAGCUGCAGAGCACGAUUCAGCGUUGCUUGACCGCUCUUGAGCAUUCAGAUAUUUCCGUCUGUAGCCCGGUUGCAAAUUGCAUCCUCGUUUUCCUCUGCUCGUCCAAACUCCCCAAGCUCACACUCUCGUUGUGGGAGCAAUCUUUGGUGGACAAAGCGAAAAUUCCCGCAUGGCAGGAUAUGAGCACGUUCCUCAAUGAGCGCUGUCGUACGCUCGAAGCGAUUGAGGACGUGAAACAAAAUGCCAACCCACAGAACGCAACUGCAGUACCAUCCCGUCCGCAGAAUUCCAAGCGGGUCAACUCUUUUGAGGCCCGAGUCACUCCGAAAGGCAAAUCGUGUGACUUGUGCUCAAAGGAGAAUCACCCUGUCCGGAAUGUCCUUCUCGGCACGGCGGUCAUCAAUGUAUGCCACUUGGGAACUACAUACACCGCACGUGCGCUAAUUGAUUCCGGGUCCGAAGCGAUCUUCAUUUCUGAGCGUCUGUUCCAACGCAUCAAGUUGCCUUUCCAGUCCGUGCGAGCCCAGGUAUCCGGGCUAAAUCACGCAGUUGCGGCCCAAUCGCAGAAGUUAUGUCACUUCAGCAUUGGUUCUCCGAUGAAGCCGAGGCUCCAUAUCGAGACUUCGGCAUUCGUAAUUCCACAGUUGGCAGGCAAGCUGCCCUCCUUCGAUACGCCGCGAACUUUCCUAAGGAAUCUACCAGCGAUAGAACUGGCAGAUCCACACUUCUACAAGAGCGCUCAGAUUGAUAUUCUAAUUGGCGCGGAUAUCCUUCCGUCGUUCAUCUUGAGCGGCUCCCGGCCAAACAUUUGUGGCUCACUCCUUGGGCAGGAAACCGUGUUUGGCUGGAUUCUUACCGACCCCGUCUCCCAGAAUGUGUCGACAACUUUUUCUGCGUUUUCGACAAGAGUCGCCCUCCAAGUAGACGAACAGCUCGACAGCCUACUUUCCAAAUUUUGGGAGGUGGAGGAUAUUCCAGCGAAGCUGAUAAAGGAGUCAGACUUCGUUUGCGAAGAAAACUUCGUUAAGACUACUUCUCGUAGCAAAUGUGGUAGAUAUCGGGUGACUCUUCCAUUCCGGAAGCCCGAUGGCAUUGAACUGGGUCAUUCCAGAUCUAUAGCGCUGGCUCAAUUCCUCAAGAACGAGAAUCGUUUGACAAGAGAUGAUUCUCUAAAGGAACAGUACAAUGCCGUUCUUCAGGAGUACGUGGACUUGGGUCAUAUGACACCCAUAUCGCCUCAGGCGAUUGUCACGACUCCUAAUUUAUACCUGCCUCACCACGCCGUGUUCAAACCAGAUAGCACCACAACGAAGGUCCGGAUCCUCAGAUGGCGAUACUAUCGGUAUGUGUUCAAUAUGGACAUAACGAAGAUGUAUCGCCAAAUCCUCAUGGACUCGAAGCUCACACCGUUCCAACGAAUUCUGUUCCGUACGUCGGACGGUGAGAUCCGUGACUUCGAGUUGAGCACAGUGACAUUCGGCGUCAACUGUGCGCCUUUCCUGGCUCUACGAGUCCUCCAGCAGCUUGCUGAUGACACACGCUUGGAGUAUCCUCUCGCAAGCCGAGUCAUUUCCAACAACAUGUACGUGGACGACGUCCUGGCGGGGACACACACGAAAGAAGAGGCCAUCCGGACCAUUGCGGAAGUGUGUGCAGCCCUGGACAGCGCUGGCUUCCCGCUGAGGAAUACGGCGAAAACUCUGGGCAUCAGGUGGCAAGCUCACGAUGACGAGUUCUUCUUCAUGCCACCAGAAGUUGCCCAUCAGGACUGCUACACGAAGAGGGAAGUGCUUUCGCAAAUCGCUAAGCUUUUCGACCCAGCCGGGUGGCUGGCCCCUUUCGUUAUCCGACCCAAGAUCUUCAUGCAGGAGAUAUGGCUGAGAACGCUCGAAUGGGACGAGCAUUUACCCACGGAUCUUUUACUCCAAUGGAAGGAGUACCUCCAGAGCUAUCCUGCUCUGGGAAAGAUCCGGAUUCCAAGAUGGGUCCAAUUCCAGACACGAGUGAAGCUCCAGUACCACGGAUUCUGUGAUGCAUCAGAAAGGGCGUAUAGAGCAGCGAUCCAUGUCCGUGUGGAGAUGGCGAGCAAGGUUUCCACACAUCUCCUUACUGCGAAGACAAAGGUGGCUCCUGUCAAGUCUCUCUCAGUGCCACGUUUGGAGCUUUGUGGCGCAGACCUGUUAGCUGAGUUAUCUGCAGCCCUCCUCCUGAAUCUGCCAGCAGAAAGUUUCCAGACUUUCUUUUGGACUGAUUCAACAAUUGUUCUCGCCUGGUUGAACAAGCCACCCUGCAGAUGGACAACCUUUGUGGCCAAUCGUGUGGCCAAAAUCGUCCAAGCCAGCGACGCCAAGAACUGGUCGCAUGUGCGAUCCGAGCACAAUCCGGCAGAUCUUGCAAGCCGAGGUGUCCUGCCACAAGAAUUGAUGCGUAAUCCUUUGUGGUGGCAUGGACCAGAGUGGCUUCAUCUCCCGUCGGAUCAAUGGCCAACAUCUCCAAGUCCCAUUCCGGAGACUCUGCUGGAGCAGCGGAUUAAGUGCAACGUCGCUAAGUUACCUCCUACUCCUGACUUCCUGAAUAAGUUCUCUGAGUUUGGCAAUGCACUGCGCACGUCUGCCUAUGUUCUCAGAUUCAGUGAUAGAAGUCGGAAGUUGGCAGUUCCGAGCUCUACCGUGGUCCAAGCGGAUGAGCUGUCACGGAUCCAAGAGCGGCUAAUCGUCAUGGCUCAACGACAAACUUUUCAACAAGAAUACCACUGUCUGCAGUCCAAGCAGCAGGUUCCUUCCUCAAGUUCAGUCCGAAACUUGAACUCUUUCCUCGAUGGCAAGGGGAUUCUACGGGCCUGUGGGCGUCUGAGGGCGUCCCACUCGCUGCGUUAUGAUGAGAGUCAUCCAAUCAUCCUCUCGUAUUCCUCGUCCUUUGCACGACUACUGGUUCGUUUCACCCAUCGUAUAUCCUUACAUGGGGGUAACCAAGUCGUCAUGCGGCUGAUCCGUUCCAGAUUCUGGAUUCCAAAAUUGAAGGUCCUCGUUAAAUCCACCAUCAACUCCUGCAAGGUUUGCGUCAUCUACAAGAAGAGAUUGCAGACCCAAAUGAUGGGGGACUUGCCCAAGGAAAGGGCGUCCUACUCGAGACCUUUCACGCACACUGGAGUCGACUUCGCCGGCCCAUUCGAAAUAAAGAAUUACACUGGCCGAGCCUGCCUCAUCACCAAAGGGUAUAUCUGCGUCUUCGUGUGCUUCAGCGCGAAGGCGAUCCACUUGGAGGCAACAUCGGAUCUCACGACGGAGAAAUUCCUGGCCGCAUUCUCCCGUUUCAUCGCACGGCGCGGGUGUCCAUACCAGAUGUACUCGGACAACGGGAAAACCUUCGUUGGAGCUGACAAGGUGAUCUCCAACGACUUCUUGGAAGCGACGAGGGAGUGCGUCAUCGCACAACACGCCCACAAGAGCCUAUCCUGGCACUUCAACCCGCCGGGUGCCCCUCAUAUGGGUGGAUUAUGGGAAGCCGUAAAGAGUUUCAAGGCACUCUUUUACAAGGCGACCUCCACCGGGAAGUAUACGUUCGAAAAGUUGUCUACUCUUCUCGCUAAGAUCGAAGCCUGCCUGAACUCGAGGCCGAUUACCCCUUUGUACGAGGACCCUUCGGACUUACUAGCGCUCACUCCUGGCCAUUUCCUCGUAGGUGGCCCACUUAUUUCGGUGUUGGGACCACCAAUUAACCAACCGGCCACCUCCAUCCUCAAUCGGUGGCAGCGACUGAAGGCUCUUCACCAACAAUUUUGUUUCCGUUGGAAAGAUGAGUACCUGAAGGAGCUGCACAAAAAGACGAAAUGGCAAUCCCCUACAUGGAACCUUCGGAUCGGUGACAUGGUCGUCAUAAAAGAAGACAACCUCCCCUCGAACGAGUGGCGCCUAGGACGGGUGCUGACGACGUGUCCAGGCACCGAUGCCAAGGUCCGAGUUUUAGAUGUGCUCACGGCGCGGGGUACUAUCCGAAGACCCGUUGCCAAACUCAUUCUACUCCCGAUGGACAGCAAGACUGACCCCUCCACGUCAGAAGGACUGAAAGACGGAUAA